Messenger RNA from Aspergillus ibericus CBS 121593, 831 nucleotides. RefSeq names its product RNA recognition motif domain-containing protein. Bases 39 to 398 code for a protein of 119 amino acids. Gene Ontology annotation, molecular function: RNA binding. The transcript is spliced from 5 exons. NCBI's taxonomy places the organism in Eukaryota, Fungi, Ascomycota, Eurotiomycetes, Eurotiales, Aspergillaceae. The record is from RefSeq and is a predicted model, not a curated record.
AGUUUCGAUCACAGUCUUUGUGAAAUCAAAAUUUCAAAAUGUCCAAGCUUUUUGUCGGCGGCCUUGCCUGGCACACCACUGAUGAGACCCUCCGUCAGGGAUUCUCCGAGUUUGGCAACAUUGAAGAAGCUAUCGUUGUCAAGGACCAUGACACCAACCGCAGCCGUGGCUUCGGUUUCGUCCGUUUCUCUAGCCCUGAGGAGGCCGACUCCGCUGCCCAGGCCAUGAACAACCAGGAAUUCGAUGGCCGCGUCAUCCGUGUCGACAAGGCCUCGGAGCGCCAAGGCCCGCGCUCCGGUGGUGGAUUCCAUGGACGCGGUGGGUACAACCGUGGUGGAUACGGCGGCGGCGGCGGCUGGCGUAACCAGCAGCAGGACGAGACUGGCCAUGCCGAGUAGGCUGCUUAAGCAUGCCCGCCGCCAUGGUCCGGCCUUUCGCCCUUGCUUUCAUUCUCAUUUACUUCUUUCGUGCAUGUCACCUGCCGUCGUCCCUUCGGACAUAAAGUUUGGGAUAAACACGAGCGCAUGCUCACCGGCUUUUUAUGAUGGAGAUUCAUGACGAUACGACCUUUUUACUUUGACGUCUGAUCAUUGCGAUAAUGACAUCUCUUUUGACUUGACUCGCAUCGCGUAACUUAAAUCAUUUGUGUCUUGUCGUUUACUCGGGUCAUUGUUGACAUGUAUGUAAUCUGACCUAUGUUACACCUGGUUUGAGCCAAAGGGUGUGGUCCAACGAAGCGCUAGUGUUCUAUCGUGAAUUUGGAAUGAUUCUAGGUCCAAGUCAUGAUCUAUCUUAUCCGUACACAACCAGUAGCCUACUCCACCGGCGGGA